Molecule: messenger RNA, 1242 nt
Organism: Nelumbo nucifera (sacred lotus)
Lineage: Eukaryota; Viridiplantae; Streptophyta; Magnoliopsida; Proteales; Nelumbonaceae
Gene: RTH
Product: RTE1-homolog
Biological process (GO): regulation of ethylene-activated signaling pathway; response to ethylene
Cellular component (GO): endoplasmic reticulum; Golgi apparatus
Source: RefSeq, a predicted model, not a curated record
UCCAACCAAACAAUUAGAAUUUCCUAUUUCAGAUCCCCGUUCCCCCAACCAAACGGUCUCUCAAAAUAGUGAGAUUAAUUUAAUGGGUCAGACUGUCGGAGGUUGGCAGGACACAGGGUCGGAAUGGGCCAAUAGGGUGGAAAUUGGGCAGGGUGGACGCGAGUCGCGAGGCCCACCGGCUAUACCACGUAGCGCCUGCAGAUUCGCGGAUUGGAUCCCGCGACUCCAGUCAUUGAAGUGCAUCUGCAACCCCUUCUCCAGUAAUUCAAAGAAUUCUGCUUGGGUCGUCGUCUCUACUUGCCAGUCGCCACUUUCCGUCCAAGAACCAAGUUCAUCCAGGUAAGACAAUAACUUUAGCAGAUGGAAGAAAACACCAAACCAGAUAAUGAGCUGAUGCUUGAGGCAACCAUGACCCCAAUUCUACAGAUUGAUCCACAAAGAGCCCGUUUUCCAUUCUGCAUUGUUUGGACACCACUUCCUUUAAUUUCAUGGUUCAUACCUUUCAUUGGCCACAUAGGCAUAUGCAGAGAGGAUGGUGUCAUCUUGGACUUUGCAGGACCGAAUUUUGUAUGUGUUGACCACUUUGCAUUUGGAGCAGUAGCUCGGUAUUUACAGAUAAAUAAAGAUAAGUGCUGCAUUUCUGCUUGUUGGGAUGAAUAUGAAAGGAAGGAUGGAUAUGAGCAUAGUGAACCUGUAAGACAGAGGAUGACCUGGGAUGAUGCGUUACGGAAGAGCACACAGGAAUUCCAGCAUAGAUCGUACAACCUCUUUAUAUGCAACUGCCAUUCCUUCGUUGCAAAUAACCUCAACAGGUUGGGUUAUGGUGGCACCAACUGCUGGAAUGUUGUGAACUUAGCAGCUCUUAUUUUCAUCAAGGGCCAUUGGGUGAACAAAGCAGCCAUUGUUAAAUCUUAUUUACCAUUUGUUAUAGUACUUACCUUAGGGCUUAUGUUGGGUGGCUGGACCUUCCUAACUGGCCUGGCUUUCUUCACCAUCUUGCUUGUUGGUUGGUUUCUUCUUGGUACAUACUGCUUCAAGAGUCUCAUCCAAUUGUAGUUUGUCCUGCUAUUAGUAAAUUGUUGAUAAAGUUGUAUGGUUAGCAGCAUGAACAUUGUGAGAAACUGACAUCAUGUUGAUUAUUUAACACACACUCUCUCUCUCUCUCUCAUGUUGUUAUUGUAACCAAUCCAAUUGUUGGGAAACCACUUGAAUGAAAUGAUAUCUUGUAGUUUUUCAUUACAA